GAGACGAAAGGGCGGGCACAUUUCGAACGGACCUAACGUUUAAACCGUGCCGGUGUUCACUGCCGUGUAAUUGUCAACCUUAUGCCGGUAUAGGGAUUAAAAUCCCUCCACACCUGUUAAUGAAAGACUGAGAUGUUAUUUGUUUGUAAUGUGUCUUCAUAUCCUGUUUACCUACUUUCUAAGUGAUUCGUAUAAUUUUAAUUCCCACCCUUUUGCGUAAAAGAAAUGACUCAACUACUCACAGUUACAUGAGCUGCGUGAAAAAUCCGAAGCAUGUCCUAGUUCAGGCGCUAAAAUCUCUGACAAGCAACCAUGCGACUACAAGACCUUUGGCAAUUUUAACUUCGUAGAUAACUGUGAUUCUGAGGUUAUGUAUUACCGUAAACUCUUGAUCUUUGCACUUUGUAAUCUUGGUCAUACAGUUUCCUUUAACCAUGCUAUGUUGAAAGCCUUCAUAACCAAUAAGAAUUACAACCCUACUAGUGCUCACUCCCAUUCACAACCAUUUGUACACUUAACUAGUGCAUACAAAAAAAGUCGUAGCCCUACUCCGUCACCAUUGCAUAUGUUUAUCCACACAUUAAGAUAAUUAACAAAAAUUAAAUUAGAUUAUUUUGUAAAGUAGAGUAAACGGAAACCUUGAAUCAUAUCUUGAGGUACAUGACUCAUACCUGGACCCCAUGAAGAUAGGUUGCCAUAUAUCCCCACCUUUUGAUUUGCACGACUAAUGAAGUGUUUCAUAUACUAUUUAGUCUUUUAUUUGGUUCCAAAACUGCAAAUGCACCUGCAUAUUCUCUAGCUGAUAUCCUUAAUCAGUAUGUAAACAGGUGUACUUAUAUCUUCAUCUGCAGCCCACGUUAUUGGGAUACGAUUUAUAAAACAAGAGCGGCUCAUUCUAGAAGUUUGUUGUCUUCUGGCUAAAUGAUCAUCUCCUUUCACAGCACAAAUAAUCUUUUCCAGUACUUCAACAUAUUUACUGAUAAGAUGGGCUAGUCGAUGAUUAUUUGCCGAAUUCCUAUAUCCAAUUCAAAAGAUAGAUUGGUGAUUUUGUCCCCCCAGCUGUUUGGAGAUUUUUAUUGAUUUAGUGAUAUUUUAAAUGUCAUCAUCAUUGCUACAGUAAAACCUGUUAGCGUUUGUAUCAUUCAUCUAAACCACUGGACCUGAUAGGUUCAAUAUAUCAAAUGAUUUGUCACUGUUGUUUGAACGUGAAUAUCUGAGAUACUGGGUGGGUUCACGUAAAGUUACCUAUGGUGUCAACAGAAUCAAGUAUUUUUUAGAAAUCAUGUUGGCUUAAUUUCACCAUUAUUUUGUGGUUUUAUAGUUUCUUAUCUGUGGUAUUUAGUGGCUACCGUAAUUAUCUAUGAACUUUUGAUUAACGUCUCAUUUGGGUAGCCUCAAGUAUCCAGUCAUUUACUUUUUUCCGUUAAGAAUUUUUGGAUCGUUGAUCGUCGUAAUAACUAUUGUAUUUCGUAGUAUUUGCCUGUCCAGUCAUUUUAUCUCGUUUUUUAUUUACCUUAUGUAUAUCAUAGGCUCAUCGACUUUUGGAAAGCAGUGAAAUAUUGAUCUAUAUUGGUACUGGUUAAAUCCUUACAUGGAUGUAAUUUUCGAAAGUUCACGUAUUGCAAAAAAUGUUUCAUUCACAACUUAUUGCCGUCUAUUAGAAAAGCUAGCAUCAAGUGAUGGGAUCAAGACGAAAGAAAAAAUUUUGUCCAAAUUUAUAAUUUUAUGGGAGACCCAGUAUCUUGCAUUAGACUCAAUAAGUCAGUAUCCGUGUGGUGGUCGAGCUAGUCUUUAUUUACUCUUACGUUUGUUGAUUCCUUCUCAUGAUAGAUCAAGGAAAGCUUUCGGAUUACGUGAACAAACACUAUCAAGACUAAUAAUUAAAGCUAUUGGACUUGCCCCAAACAGUUUGGCUGCUCGUAAACUUUCACAUAUUCAUCCUAAUAUUAUCCAUCGACAGACUGAUUUUGCCGAUGUAGCAUAUACAGUGCUCAAAGCUCGAAGUCGUGAGGACAGUGUUUUGUCUGUCAAGGAUCUGAAUGCUCAUUUAGACGACCUAACUACUGCUGAGUCAUAUCAGAUGCGUUUACAAGUAUUGCGAUCGUUGUUACAGUUAACUACAGCUUUAGAACAAAAAUGGAUUAUACGUCUUAUUGUUAAACGAGAUUCUGGUUGUUGCCUAAGCGGGAAGAGUAUUCUCAAAUGCUUUCAUCCAGCUGCGGUCUCUGUUUUUGAAGUCACACAAGAUCUUCUCCCGCUAUGUGAACGAAUUGCAAAUAUACCUUCUUCCAACAUAUCUAUGUUGACAGGACUUGCUAACGAUCUAAGCAACUCAGUCAAUGUCACUCUUUUUGUUCCAUUUCGUCCCAUGUUAUGCGAGCGGGCUAAUAGUGGUGAUAUGCUAGUUAACGCAGCACUACAUUUGUACGGUAAACAGAACCAAGGUGAUACUAAAGGAUUAAAACUUCUUUUCGAGACGAAAUUUGAUGGAGAACGAGUUCAACUUCAUAAAUCAAGUAAUUCUUAUCGAUAUUGGUCAAGAAAUGGUUUAGAAUGGACAGCAAGCUACGGUGAAGAUGGUACUCGAGAUUUUGACAGAUUAUCUGCUCAAUUACAUUGUGGAUUUGCACAGCAUGUAACUGAUUGCAUACUAGAUGGAGAAAUGAUGAUAUUUAGUAAUUGGUCAAAGUCAAUUAUGUCAAAAUCCACAAAAUUCGAUGUAAAACGAAGUUCUUAUCAAAAUCCAGAAAUCGAUAAUUAUCAACCGUGUUUCAUCGUUUUCGAUAUACUUUAUUUGAAUUCACAAUUAUUAACUUCAAAGUCCUUACUGGAGCGUAAACAUCUUCUGUCAGAGGCAUUUAAUUUUAACUCCACAUCAUUGGAUACUGACUUGUUUAUGGAUAGUGGUGAAUCAUUAGAUUUCAAACCAAUCCCUAUUAUAGAUGGUAUUAUAUACGUUUCCAAAUGGUAUACUGCCUCAGCACAUCAAACAGAAGUUGCAAGAGCUUUUAAUCAUCUUGUGAAUGAUCAUCAAGAGGGUCUUAUAGUGAAAAUAGCUGAUUCUCCAUCUCCUUAUCUACCUGGUAUUAGAACUGAUAGUGGCUGGUGGAAAAUUAAACCAGAUUAUAUACAGGGUUUAUUAGAAGACUUAGAUUGUAUAAUUGUCGGUGGUUAUUUUCAUCAUCGUGGGAAUAAGAUAAUAACAAGAGUUAACCAUUUUUUAUGUGCUGUUCGGGGUGAUGAAUCUACUUCAGAAGAUAAUUUCAAUCUAACACGGUUUUAUACAUUUUGCAAGGUUAAAUCUGGGCUAACAGUUAAACACUUGAAAGAAAUCAACAAGUUGUUAGGAAAACAUUGGAAGGUGUACGAUAAGAAACAUCCUAACUCUAGUUCUACUGAAUGGUUGUGUGUGAAUUCUGAACGCCCAGAUGUAUGGAUAGCUCCACAAUCAUCGCUUGUUUUACAGCUUCAUGGAGCUGAGUUAAUCCAGAGUGAUUCAUAUUCUUGUGGAAUGACUCUUCGAUUUCCUCGUGUGGUGGCUAUACGUUAUGAUAAAAAUUGGUGUGAUUCUCUGUCAAUGAGUGAAUUAAUUAAGCUAAAUACUGAGACAGAGGGUAAAUUAGCCACAAAGCGAUUGUCAAUCGUGCCAACAUUUUCUGGACUUGCAGAUGUCCAACAUCAACACUUCUUUCCAGAUAUAAGUAAUUUGAAUAAUAGUUGUUCAAACACAAAUCAAAGUAGUGGGUAUCAUACAUUAAAUGAAACCACAGAACAACAGACAACUGAAUCGUUUAUAAAUAUUGAUGAACCUUUAGCAACAUCUUCACCUAUUAAACAACGUAAAAUUGAUAUUUAUCAUGAACAUUUAAACUAUUUUGGAAAUCAUGAAAUAUGCCUUUGGUUAUCAAAUGAUAUUGAAUUGAAUAAAAAAAUAGAAUAUGAAACUAUUAUCCGUCACUAUGGUGGUGUUGUUGUACAAAAUCCAUCUGAAAGUACUUUUUGUAUUGUUGUUGAUAAACUUACAUUAAAGACAAAAAACUUACUAAACUAUUCCAGUACUUCAAAAAAACGCUCUUCAUCUAUUGAAUACAAUGUAGUUCACUUGAACUGGUUACUUGCUUGCAUCAAUAAGAAGUCUCUGUUAGCAUGGAAACCAAAAGAUAUGUUUGCAAUGAAUUCAUCUGUCGCUGCUAAAAUGGCUCAAGAAUAUGACAAAUUUGGUGAUAGUUAUAGUGAGCCCAUUACAUCUGAUGAAUUGAAAUUAAUCUUUAAUGAUAUUUCAUGCUUUGAAUCAGUUACAGAAGAGAAGAGGGAUAUACCAAAGUUAACAGUUCCAAAACUCAGUCAUUAUUCAAAGUUAAAACUUUUAUUAGACGAAUUUCCAAAUGAUAUGGAAGUGUUACAUCCUUUGACGGGUUAUAUUCUAGUACUUAUACGUCCAUUGUUCAGUUUAGAAAAUGAUGAAAAGAAGACUGUACUGACUAGUUUGGAAAUUCAUCAACAAUUAAUGAUUAUUGAUCUACGUAGACUUGGUUCAAUGUGUAUAGGACCUAUUGGUAUUUAUAAACUGGAGUCUGUAUCUAAUUUACAGUCUUUGUUGAAUAUGACCUAUCAUAAUUUUUUAUCUGUCGAUUCACAUACGAAUGAUUGUAUGCGAUCGUUAAGUAAUAAUUGUAUCAAUCCAACGCAUGUUGUAGUGUUAUCGUCUUCCCAAGAAAAAGAGUUUAAUAUUUGGUUAAACGAGAAUUAUUCAACAUUAAACUCUUGGAUUCGUCAAUUUCCUCGUAUACCACAUUUCAUUAAAGAUAGUUGGUUAACUGAAUGCAUUAUGCAAAGCAAUUGGUGUUCAGAAUUGAAUCAUUUGAUUGAAAUGAAUUAAAUUCAUCAUUCUUUCAUGCUGUUCAUCCAGCUUUUGAAGCGAAACGGUAGUUUAGUGGCUAGACCACUUGUCUUCCAUCCGAAUAGGUCACCGACUCAAACUUCACCUCACCCUUACUUCGAUUUGAGCAGGCAUGUAGUGUCACUAAUCCUUACAUAAAUUAUAUCGGGCUCAAGGCUGGUGAGUACAUCAACUUGUAUAUGAUAAAUGAGCUCUAUUGUUAUCUGUACUGUAUAUUAUUAUUUACUUUGAUUGCAAUACUCCGUAAAGAAAAAAAUGAUCGAAUACUUCAUAUAAUUUACAGCUGAAUUUUUUUAUUCAUAAUGUCAAUAUUCUUUUCUUCAAACUUAUUUAUCUUUGAAAGCCCUUAUUCUUUCUAUUUCUCCACUUCUAUGAAUUGAUCAUUAUUAAUCAUCAUUAUUUGUGCAACUAAUUUCUAAUUCUCUUUUUUCAUUAUUUUUAACCAUAAUACCAGUUUAUUUUUGUAUAAUUUUGUUUUAUCAAUCUGUGAUAAUUGGAAAAAAUACAACAUUAUGUUUUCUCUGA
Schistosoma intercalatum is the source of this 5425-nucleotide messenger RNA. The record is from the annotation of a GenBank genome assembly. Lineage: Eukaryota; Metazoa; Platyhelminthes; Trematoda; Strigeidida; Schistosomatidae.